GAGUGGAAAUUCUGAAGAACUCGCACCUGGACGAUCUGGGGAGGCACAGCAUGGAGCUGGUGAGGCCGAUCAAGAUCGAUCCGCCGCUUCACGAUCACGAUCUCAUCUUCGAUCAGCUGCACGACAACGAGGAUCAUCCGAUUUUGAGGCACCACAGCGGACAUUUUCGGCACACGGCCGCCGAAGUGUGGGACCCCCAUCCCCAGUACGAGAUCCAAGCGUUCGGGCAGGUGCUCGUCUUGGAGCUGUCGUUCAACUACAAGUUCGUCUCGCCGAACCUCCAGGUGACGCACGUUUGGGAGAACUACACGAGGCGGGCGAUGCACGAUCCCAAAGCGAGCGGCUGCUUCUACACGGGGAAGGUUAAAGGCGAGAAAAAUUCCGACGUUGCCGUCUCCCUGUGCAACGGAAUGACCGGAUACAUUCGGACCUCGGAAGGGAAUUACUACAUCGAACCCGUUGAGAAAUUUCGCAACGACUCGAUCGCGAGCAUAAUGCAUCGCAUAAAAAAAGUGGCGCACAAGACAGAGGCGGACGACCUGGACGCAACGACGUCGACCGAGUUAUGCGAAGUAAAAGAAAACACGACGAUCAUCGACGACGAUUUUCUCAUCGGCAAGGAGGAGUACAAGCACUUCGUCCACAAGCGCGACGUGACGCAAUCCAGGCCACGCAGAGAUGUCCUCUUCGAAGAUGACAACAUCGAGUUCGUGCCGAUCGCUCCAAAGGCGAGAUCGGGCAACCAUCAGGAGUUUCACAUAGAAACACUGAUCGUCGCCGACAAGACGAUGGCGCAAUACCACAACACCGACGAGGACCUCAAUCACUACAUUCUCACGUUGAUGUCUCAUGUAGCUCUUCUCUUCAAGCAUGCCACUAUCGGUAACCCAAUUUCUCUUGCCGUCGUCGAAAUCGUCACGCUGAAGGAGACCGAGUUUCUGAGUAACACUUCCGACGAGAUGCUGAAGAAGUUCUGCAACUGGCAGGCGCAGCACGCCGAACGUACCCAGAAGCAAUACGAUACGGCGCUUCUACUUACUCGCGAAUCGAUUUGUAAAAAUCUAACCGCCCAAGUUUGUAACACGUUGGGCGUCGCCGAAGUUGGAUCGAUGUGCAAUUCGAAUUCGAGCUGUGCCAUUGUCAGAGAUAAGGGACUGUCGACCUCGUAUAUAAUUGCGCAUGAACUGGGACACGUCUUAAGCAUGCCGCACGACGACGACGACAAGUGCGUGAAAUACAACAAGGGCGAAAAGGCGAACAUCAUGAGCAAGGUCUUGCAGAACGACACGAAACCGUGGCUGUGGUCGGCGUGCUCGAGGCACUAUCUCACCGACUUUCUCGAAUCGAGCAAGUCGUCGUGUCUUUUCGACGAGCCGAACAGAGACAUCAUCACGUCCCAGUUCAUACAGCGACUGCCCGGCGAACGUUUCAAGGUCGAUCGUCAGUGCGAGCUCGAGUUCGGGAUCGGUUACAAGCUGUGCCCAUUCGAAAUUGCCUCCUGUGGAAGCUUAUGGUGCACGAGGGAGGACAUGGAGGGGUGCAAGACGCAGCACAUGCCAUGGGCCGACGGUACCAAGUGCGGGGAGUCCAGCUGGUGCCACCACGGGGAGUGCAUUCCAAACAAUCGUAAUCUGCUGGAGCCGGUCGAAGGCGGUUGGGGACCGUGGAUGCCGUGGGGCUUUUGUUCGCGAACCUGCGGCGGCGGCGUUAAGAUGUCGAAACGCAAUUGCGAUUCGCCACCGCCGACGAACGGCGGCGCCUACUGCAAGGGAAAAAACGUGCGCUACGCCUCCUGCAAUUAUCUUCCGUGCGAUUCCGAAUUGCGCGACUUUAGGGAGGUGCAGUGCGCCGAGUUCGACGGAAUGACGAAGGGAAUUCGCGGAUUGUCGGACGAGGUUAAGUGGAUACCUAAGUAUGGCAUGGAGAGCUCGGAUGAUUUCUGCAAAUUGUACUGCAGAGUGAAGCAUUCCACCUCGUAUUACAUGCUGAAAGAUAAAGUGAUCGACGGCACGAAAUGCGGCCUAAACACAUUCGAUAUUUGCGUGAAUGGCAUUUGCAAGCACGCGGGUUGCGAUAAUCGGCUCGAUUCACCGACAACGCUCGACGAGUGCGGCGUGUGCGGCGGCGACAAUAGCAAGUGCGAGGAGAUCACCGGCACCUACAACAUAAGCGCCUACGGUUACACUCGCGUGGUCCGAUUACCCAAAGGCAGCUCGAAUUUGCACAUCUCGCAGCGGGGUUACGAGAACACCAACGCCGACGAUAAUUUCCUAGCACUGGUCGACGGAGAGACCGGGGCCUAUCUUUUGAAUGGGAACUUUGUCGUGUCCCAGUUUUUGAAGGAGGUGCCUUUCGGCGGUAUGACAAUCACGUAUAGCGGCUCGGAUGAGAUCGUCGAGUACAUAAAAACCCCCAAAAACCUUCGAUUGGCCAAAGACCUCGUGCUCGAGGUGCUAUCAGUGGGACGCUUGCAUCCACCGGACAUCCGUUACCGCUACACGAUUAAGAGCAACGAAGCGCCCAGGUACGGUUGGCAGGUGGACUCGGAGCACUGGACCAAGUGCAGCUCGAUGUGUAGCGGCAAGAAGUUUCUUCGCCCCUACUGCAUCGAGCUAGGCACCACGCAUCGGGUCCACGAGAACUACUGCUCGGAUUCGGAGAUAAACAACUUGGUUCAACAGAAAGACUGCAAUACUCACUGCCAGUUCCUAUGGAACAUAACCUCGCGCGGCCAGUGCUCGUCGCAAUGCGGCAAAGGGCUGCGGCCCAUAUUUUACAACUGCGUCAAAGUGGAAAAUCUGUACUCGCACGAUCAGGUACCGGUCAAUAACAAGCACUGCGCCAUUUUACCUAAGCCAUCCGAGACGGAGGAGUGCCUCGGACUGUGCCCGUCCAAUCAUUGGGAGUACGAUAGCUGGUCGGAAUGCAGCGCGACAUGCGGCGGCGGUUCUCAGAUGAGAAGCGCCAUCUGCUUGGACCGUAACAAUCAACGUAUUAGCAAUCUGCAUUGCAAUAGCGAGGAAAAAAAUGUCAGGCAAAGCUGUAACAAUCACAUGUGCCCAUUGUGGGCGUGCGACGAAUGGAACCAGUGCUCGGUCUCGUGCGGCACCGGCGUUCAAACUCGGCCCUGCUACUGCAACGUGGACGGUCACAUUCAUAACAUCAGCGCCUGCGAUCCGAACGAUCUUCCGAUCGUCGGCGCGGAAAAGGUGAGACUGCAGCACUCGCAGAAGGCGCUGACGAUCGAGAAGGAGUGCAGUCAUCGGCCCUGCGUGUAUUGGUCGGCGGACCCGUGGGGCGAGUGUAACGCGACGUGCGGGGAGGGCGCGCAGAGGCGCGAGGUGCAUUGCCGCGUCGUCGAUUCGGGCCCGAUCGACGACGACUUCUGCGAUUAUCUCCUCAAGCCUAACGUUACCAAAAGUUGUUUCAAAUCGAAAUGUGAGGAGUAUUUUCCGCAUAGGGGGAACGAUUACGAGAAUUUCCUCCAUUUUUUUUCACGAGACAACUUGGGGUACAAAUGGGUUACGGCUGCGUGGAGUAAGUGUACGAAAAGCUGCGGCACUGGUACUAAGUCACGAAUGGUCGUCUGCCGGAACAAGUAUGGGAACGAAGAUGUGUCGGAGUGCGAUCGGAGGGAGGUCCCCGUGAACGUUGUCGCGUGCAAUGUGCAUCCGUGUCCCAAGUGGAACUUCGGGGGUUGGAGCGAGUGCGAUUUAAAAUGCUUGCAACAUCGACAAGUCAGUUGCCAGACUUCCACCGGUGACAUAGUCGAAGAUGAUCAGUGCGACUUGAAGCAGAAACCGCACAAGUCGUCCGUGUGUAACAGCGCCCAUUGCAUACGAACGGUGGUGAACGACAAGAGGAACUACUACACCGUGGACACUCGCAAUCCGUCCCCGGAAAAGCGCUACAGGUGGAAGUAUCAGCAUUGGGGAAGGUGCUCGAACACGUGCGGAAAGGGAACGAGAACUAGGAUCAUUCGCUGCAUCGAUACGGUAAAUGCCGUGACCGUCGUCGACGAAUUCUGUAGCGGAUUAAGAAAACCGAAGACUACGCAGGAUUGUGAGCGGACUAAUUGCAACUACGUGUGGUUGGAAGGUGUCUGGUCGCAGUGUUCUCAAACUUGUGGCGAGGGAUUUAAACACCGCAACGUCACUUGCCAUCAAGUACUUAAAGGCGGUCUAGUAGAUCCGGCGCCCCUUCCCGAUUUGUACCCGCACAUCAGAUCCCACUACUGCGAGUUACACUCGCGACCCGCAACGACGCAGAGAUGCCUCGACAACAACUGCGACGACGUGUAUUCGUGGUCAGUCGGAAAGUGGAGCGAAUGCUCUCAUCCCUGCGGAAAGAAAGGUCGCCAAUUUCGGAACUUGUACUGCGUGAGCCGCGACGGCAAGCGAAUCGAUCGCGGCGCAUGCUCGAAGAAGUUGAAACCGAGAAAGAAGCGGAAGUGCAACAAGCACAUCUGCCUGUACAGGAAUUGCAGGGAAAUCAAACACUACCAGCGGACGAGCGCGAACAAGGACUACUACAUAACGCUCAGCAACAGGACCGCGCAGAUCUACUGCUACAAGAUGGACACUCCCGAGCCCGAAGAGUUCAUCAGCCUCAAAUUCGAACAGGAGAAUUUCGCCGAGAUGUACGAUCGGAGCCUCAACGAUCGCGGCUCGUGUCCGCCGAUCGACAGGGGCGACGACUGCGACUGCGUGCCGCUAGGGCCCGAUCGCGCCGGCUACACCUCGUUUUGGAAGGUACGGUUGAACGUCACCUCCUUGCGGAUAAUCGCCGACGAUUUCACGUUCUCCAGGCAGAACGGCAAGAAAAUUCCGUACGGAACUGCCGGCGAUUGCUUCAGCGAGCGGGAGGGCUGCGUGCGCGGCCGAUUCUCGAUUAAUCUCACCGACACUUCGUUUCGAUUGGCGGAAAGUGUACGGUGGAUUCACAACGGCCAUAAAGCGAGCGCGCAAAUUCGAACAAAGGAGAGAGGGGUGACGGGAGUCUGCGGAGGUUUCUGCGGAACCUGCCUGCCCGAUCCCAGCAUCGGUCUCCAGCUCGAGAUCAGAUAGUACUUACACGCACCUGUCCUCUGUGAGGAUCCAUUUAAACAAGGAACUACGUAACCGAAUGCGUACCUAACAGUAUUCACAAACCUCUUGUAUAGGUAAGUUAGAACGGACGUCUUAAUUGUUAACGUAUAGCUGCUCGUAUUGUGUUCAUUUUGGAUCAAGUAGCUUUUUUGUAGCUAAUUUGUACAGAUCUAGGCUUUAUAAUAAUUAAUUUGUUAUCGGUUUUAUAAUUUAAGAAAAAGACUGUAUAUUAUUUUUUACUAAGAAAUACUCAGUAGAUUAGAACGUGACACUCGGCUCUCUCUUGCUCUACAUUUUUUUUAUAUGUCGAUCAAAUCUUAUUUAUUCGUAAUUCAAAUUAUUUAUUUAUACGUACGAUAGCGAAAGAGGCAAACCUGUUAUCCGAAGUUGACAUUGCAUUUUCAUUAUUUUCUAAAUGUUUGUAUUGUUGUUUUAACAUUUAGUGCUCAUUUUACCAUUAAACACCUUUACUUAUUUUAUUUUUAAA
Photinus pyralis (common eastern firefly) is the source of this 5574-nucleotide messenger RNA. RefSeq names its product A disintegrin and metalloproteinase with thrombospondin motifs 9 (gene AdamTS-A). Gene Ontology annotation, cellular component: extracellular matrix. Gene Ontology annotation, molecular function: zinc ion binding; metalloendopeptidase activity. The record is from RefSeq and is a predicted model, not a curated record. Gene Ontology annotation, biological process: extracellular matrix organization; proteolysis. NCBI's taxonomy places the organism in Eukaryota, Metazoa, Arthropoda, Insecta, Coleoptera, Lampyridae.